Messenger RNA from Chrysoperla carnea, 734 nucleotides. RefSeq lists its product as uncharacterized. The coding region runs from base 1 to 711 and encodes 236 amino acids. NCBI's taxonomy places the organism in Eukaryota, Metazoa, Arthropoda, Insecta, Neuroptera, Chrysopidae. The transcript has 6 exons. The record is from RefSeq and is a predicted model, not a curated record.
AUGAAUUAUUUGAAUUAUUUAUUUGUGUUUUUGUGCUUUUUUGUAAUUGUUUAUGGACAAUUUGAAGAUGCAUUGCCCGCUAGUAGACAGUUAGGUGAACAAUGUAAACUAGACAGUCAUUGUUCGCCAAAUUGGAGCUUAUGUGGACGAAGAACACUAAGAUGUGAAUGUUGGGACGGUUUCAUAAAAAAAGGCAACGAAUGCAUCGCCGCCAUACAAGGUUUAUGUACGGAAGAUUCGGAUUGUUCCUCAACAUUACCACAUUCAUUUUGUGAUCAAGAUGAAAAAUGUAAAUGCCGAGAUACAUACUUAGCGUCCCCCGAUCGUACAACGUGUUUAUCACCAAAACGUAUAAAUGAAACAUGUAUAUUAGAAGAAGAAUGUAAGUUAUAUUUGGGUUUUUAUGGGCAAUGUAUGGUGAAUCCAGCGAAUUAUUCUUCGAAAGUGUGUCUAUGUUCGCAGAAUAGUCAUCCAUCUCGUUUUAAUGGAACAUGUAUUGCUACUGUUGGCUUGAAUGGAAGGUGUACCAGCGAUGAUCAAUGUCAUUCUACAACUACAGAAUCAAUCCAACUUAUAUGCUAUGAUAGUCAGUGCAAAUGUCCUGCUGGAUAUGUCAGUGACGAUGAUCGAGGAUGCAGAGAUGGAGCAGAAACAUUGGUAAAAAGUUUCAUUAUCGUACUUUUGAUGUUUGGAUUCACCAAAAUUUUUUAAUUUCAAAUUAUUUGUGAAUUUUA